Helianthus annuus (common sunflower) is the source of this 668-nucleotide messenger RNA. RefSeq lists its product as uncharacterized. The coding region runs from base 130 to 609 and encodes 159 amino acids. The record is from RefSeq and is a predicted model, not a curated record. The transcript has a single exon. Lineage: Eukaryota; Viridiplantae; Streptophyta; Magnoliopsida; Asterales; Asteraceae.
CAAGUCACACGAGCCUACCUUUCAAACAUGAAUUUCAUCAUACAACCCCCUCCCCAAACCCCAACACUGAUUCUAAAAUUACUCUAAACAUGCUCAAAUCAUCAAAUCCACAAUCCAUACCAUCAAAUCAUGCAUGAAUAUCAUUUCCCCUUCUUCUUCCUCUCAUCAAAAUCCAAAGUAAAGUGCGAAACUGAAACCGAUCCUCAAACAACUCCAUUAAUCACCAAUGCCGACGAUCACAACCUCCAAUUACAGAAUCCGACGACCGCGAUUGCUCUGGUGCUUACAUCAUGGCUUCACGGCCGGCGAUUACGGUACUUACUUCUAGCUCUAUGUUUGCCGUUCCUCAUUCCGAUUGUGUUUGCGAGUAUUCCGGUGGUUUGUGUUAUGGAAAUUUGUUUCCGUUUAUACCGCCGUCAGUUGAAAUCAGGACCGCCGCAGGAUUUGGAGGGAGGAGGCGGAGAGGCGGUGGAUUUGGAUUUGUUUGAGAGGUAUCUUGAAGAUCAGUUAGGGCUUGUUCUUGAGGUUGCAUGUGAAUGUGAAUAUGAAUAUGAAUAUGAAUAUGAUAGUGGUGGUGAUCAAAGUGGUGACUGUUUUGGUGAUUGUUGAUUUUGAGUGUAAGUAGUUUUGAUUGAGGUAUAAAGAUGAUCGAGGCAGAUUGUGUUUUA